AAUGUAUGCACUGAUGGUGGCUGCCAGCUUUUCAUCUACAGACUCUCUGCAGCCCAGAACUGUGACUGAAAUAUACAUCAAUAUUGUUAGAUUUGGCCUUCAGAUGAACAGCAACAAAACCGGGAUCAGGAAUCUCAGUCAGUUCAUCAAAACCAAGAGAAAUAGAAUCCUGUCUCUGGCUGAAGCUGCUUUUAAUGCAACCGAAAGAAAAACUGUGAACCUGGGAGAACUUUCCUGUGAAGACACCUGCGUCCUUUCCUUCCUGAAAACACUCCAUGGCAAAGUUCCUCUACUGAAACCAUAACUCUCAAUGCUUUCCUCCAUUACACCAUGCAGGAGUUUUUUGCAGCUCUGUGGCUUCUGAAGAAUCCUGAUAAGAUCAGGGAAGUUUUGCAGCAAUGCUUCACUGAGGAGAAGAAACACAUGAAGCAUCUGAUCCCGUUCAUGUGCCGUUUGUUGAAUGAGAAGAGUCCAUGUUUGAUGAGCUGUCUGAUUCCAGCUGAGGAGAUCAAGGAAACAUCUGGAUGGUUCUUCAAAGAAAUGAUUGACACAUUUUUCCAUCAGGCUGUUGCUAAUGAGCUUCAUGUUGACAUGAAGCUCACUGUAGACAGAUUGUUUGUAUACCAGUGUUUGUUUGAGUCACAGAGCUCUGAAGUCUGUAUUUCCUUUCUGGACAAACUGAACUUCCAUCUUGACCUCAGCAGAGCGAAUCUGGACCCUUAUUCCUGCUGUGCUGUGGCCUAUGUGGUCACUCAGUCAAAGGAAAGGAAAAUAAGUCUGAACCUUCAGGAUGCGACGAUCACAGCACAAGGAAUGAGACAUCUGUUUGCAUGUCUUCAAAAUGUUGAAUGGUACGAUACUCUCAAACAGCAGCUGUGGAAAGUUUUUCUUCUCAGUGAAGAACAGAUGGAUUACCAAACCUUACUGGGUCUCAGUGGGAACCUGCUAUGCCUCCCAGUUGUGAGUAAAACAAAGCUGGUUGACAAAGCUGUGAAGGUUUUGCACACGAUUGCAACAGAGGUGAAUGUUUGCCUCUACGGGGACAGAAAAGAUCCACUGUGCCCGAUUUUGCGCAGCGCUCUUUUAGAGACUUUACCGUACAUCAACUCUCUCAGGAUUACCUACAGAUCUGCAGGUUCAAUGAACCAGGAAGAAUGCAACAAAACAAUGGAAAAGGAUCAGAAGAGCAUGUUCCUGGAUUUAUGCUUCACAACAGCACUGCACAGCACACAAAAGUUUCAUACUAUGAUGCCUAAACUUGUGGCAAUUUGUCAGAUUAAAACUGACUUGGUGAAUACUCUUUUUGACUUGCAUCAACAUGCAAUUAGCAGAGGGCUUUCCAUUGACUUUCCAACCCUGCGACCAGUUUUCCAAUCAACCCCUGCAGACUGGCUCAUAGAUGUCUCGGAGAGAAAGGCCUCCAGCCUGCUGGAAAUGCUCAAACUCCAAUCAGAGAAAAAGAAAGUGGGGCUGACAGGAUGCUCACAUGACCAGAGUGAAAUGAGAAACUUGCUUCAGUGUCUGCCUUAUCUCUCAAAGCUCAGUUUUGUGGCUGAGUCAUCAGAGAGCAUCUGGUUCUUGGAAAUGUUGCUCUGUGCUGCGGCAGAAAUGAAAGAGCAGAAAGGAGUAAAUAUGCUGGAGCUGUUAUCAGUUUGCAUGUAUAAAGGAACCCCACUCCAGUGGAAAUGGUAUGAUUUCCUGCUGGACCUGUACUCUUCUAGGACUGAAACAGGCCGGACGUUUUCAUCACUCACAUCAGUCCUCCAGUCAGCAGAUCCUGCAGUCUGGUUCGUUAACCUCUCAAAGACGAAGGCCUCCAUGCUUCUGGAUCUUCUAAAACUUCAGUCAGGGAAGAAACAAGUUAAUCUGACUGGCUGCUCGCAUGAAGAGGCUGGAGUCAGGAGUUUCCUCCAGUGUCUGCCUUUUAUCUCACAACUCAGUGUGGUUCCUCUUUGGUCCAGCUCUGUUGAGCAAACCAGGUUCUUAACCAGGCUGUUCUGUGCAGCAGCAGAGAGAGAAAAGCAGACGGGAGAGAAGAUGCUGCAGAUGUUGGCAUCAGUCUGUAGUUACAAGCAUUUUCCCUUCAAUAGCAGAUCCAUCGAUGAAACAUGUAGGCGUGACUUCCUGCUGGAUCUGUACUCCCAGAUGCAGAACUGUGAGACAGAAACAGGUCUGAGUUUCCUUCCAUCAGUACAGUCAGUUUUCCAGUCAGCUCCUGAAAUCUGGACUUUAGAUCUGUCAAAGAUAAAGACCUCCAUCCUCCUGGAAGUGCUGAAACUCCAACCAGAGAAGAAACAUCUGAAGGUGAAGGGCUGGUCAUAUGAAGAACGUGAAGUGAGGAACCUCGUAAAGUGUUUGCCUUAUGUAUCCAAGUUCAGUUUUGUUCCUGCGAGGUCAAAACCUCAUGAGCAAACCAGCUUCUUGGUGACUCUGUACUGUGCAGCCGCAGAGAGAGAACAGCAGACAGGAGAGAAGAUGCUGAACAUGUUGGCGUCAGUCUGCACGUUUAGAAUAACACCUGUGAGCGAAGCAGAUAUGAACGAGCAAGCACAGAAGGCUUUCCUGUUGAGUUUGUACGGUCAGGUGAAGGACUGCGAGUUGAAAACAGGCCUGAGUUUGUUUCCCUUGUUGAAGUCGGUUUUCCAGUCUGUUGCUAAUGUCUGGAUAAUGGACCUCUCAGAGAGAAAUACCUUAAUGCUGAAAGAACUGAUCGUCCAAUUGGAGAAGAAACAAGUGGUUUUGAAAGGCUGCUCACAUGAAGAGCGUGAAGUGAGGAGUUUCCUGCAGUGUCUGCCUUUUAUCUCACGGCUCAGCUUUGAGCCUUGGGUGUCGGAAGCUUCUGAAGAAAUCCAUUUUCUCCGGAGUUUGUUCUGCGCAGCAGAGAAAGAUAAACAAAAGGAAAUGAAGACGCUGAAUAUGUUGGCAUCAGUAUACAUUUAUAGAGAGGCACCUCUUAAACAGAAAUGGUCUGAAUUCCUGCUGGAGUUGUUCUCUUAUGAGCUUAAAACAGGCUUGAGUGUCCCGCCGUCACAGAGAGCCAUCGUCAUACUCUUCAAAGUGCUGAAGCUCAAGUCAAGCCGGAUACAUGAAUCCAGCAGUGCAGCUCUUCCUGAACAAAGGAGCUUCUUCGUGAAUCUGUUCUGUGCAGCAGCAGAGAGAGAACAGCAGACAGGAGAGAAGAUGCUGGACAUGUUGGCACCACUCUGCACAUAUAAAGCAUUCCCUUUUAAAGCUGGUGAUAAAUACCAGCUUGACUUCCUGCUGGAUCUGUACUCCCAGCUGAAGGACAGAGAGACUAAAUCAGGUCUGAGUCUCCUUCCAGCAUUACAGUCAGUUUUCCAAUCAGCUCCUAAAGUCUGGAUCAUAAAGCUCUCAGAGAGAAAGACCUCCAUCCUCCUGGAAGUGAUGAAACUCCAACCAGAGAAGAAAUCAGUGGAGCUGACAGACUGCUCACAUGGAGAGAGUGAAGUGAGGAGUUUCCUGCAGUUUCUGCCUUUUAUCUCUCAGCUCAGCUUCAAUUUGGAUGACUGGGAUGAUUCCAGUUAUGAUCCUGAUAAACAGUCCAGGUUCUUAGUGGAUCUGUUCUGUGCAGCAGCAGAGAGAGAACAGCAGACAGGAGAGAAGAUGCUGGAAUGUUUUGCAUCCGUCUGCAGAUAUAAAACAUUCCCUUUUGAUGACAUCCAUGCUGAUGAUGAAGAUAGAAGUGACUUCCUGUUGGAUCUGUACUCCCAGAUGAAGGACAGAGAGACUAAAUCAGGUCUGAGUCUCCUUCCAUCAUUACAGUCAGUUUUCCAAUCAGCUCCUAAAGUCUGGAUCAUAAAGCUCUCAGAGAGAAAGACCUCCAUCCUCCUGGAAGUGAUGAAACUCCAACCAAAGAAGAAACCAGGAGCUGACAGACUGCUCACAUGGAGAGAGUGAAGUGAGGAGUUUCCUGCAGUGUCUGCCUUUUAUCUCUCAGCUCAGUUUGGGAGACGGUGAGGAGCCCAGCUUAGAUCUUCAUGAACAAACCAGGUUCUUAGUGAAUCUGUUCUGUGCAGCAGCAGAGAGAG
Messenger RNA from Poeciliopsis prolifica (blackstripe livebearer), 4049 nucleotides. RefSeq lists its product as uncharacterized. The transcript has 10 exons. The record is from RefSeq and is a predicted model, not a curated record. Lineage: Eukaryota; Metazoa; Chordata; Actinopteri; Cyprinodontiformes; Poeciliidae. The coding region runs from base 331 to 3918 and encodes 1195 amino acids.